ACCAAAAAAAAAAAAAAAACAAAACCUAAAACCCAAAGAUUUUAAAACAGAUCUACUAAACCAUUUUGGGGAUUUGGGGUUUGUCUUCAUCUUCCUCUUAAUCCUCACUAGGCUUUCCACCAUCUUCCUUUUUCAUUGUCUUCUCCUGAACCCAACCACAAUUUAUGCUAAGAGAGAAAUGUUGAGGACAUAUGGAAAUUCAUUCUCAUGAGGUUCUACUUCACGUGGUGCAUCGACUUCGUCUGGCCGUCCUCCUUUCAUCUUAUAUGAUGGUAUUCCCCAAUACGACUACCCAUCACCCAUUCGCCAUUGCAACUGUGGAAGAGGAUGUAUCGAAGAAGUGUGAUUACUUUGUGUGGCAUGAUGCAGACUUCACCCAAAGGGCCAAGGAUGUUAUUUGGUACCUCUAUAACGAAAGGAAGAAACUGUUAAGGGAAAAUUCUGAGCUAAGGAAGCAGCUGAAGCAUAGUCAUGAGGAAGAUGUUGAGCAAACGACGCAAAGGCAAAGUGUUAGUGUGAAUGAGGGGAUAGAGGAAACGGCAACUAAUCAGCUAGUGGAAGAAGUUGGUUGUGAUCAACUGUCUAAAAUUAAUAAGGUGGAAAAGAGGAUGCAUGAAAUGGAGAAUUUGUUGGAAAAGAAAAUGCAUACUGCAUUCUGUAAACUUGGAUGUGUUAUUGUUGCACUUUGCUUUCUGAAUUUGGCAUUUAUAAACUUCUUGUUUUGGUAGAAUGUUGGAAAUUUGAGUGUGGUUAUGUGUGUUUUUAGGCAUUUCAUGUAACUUUGGAAAUGGCCAGAAGUUAUACCCAAUUUGGUAAAAAAAUUUAUCUAAAUGAAAUGAAAUGUCCUGU
This is a messenger RNA of Rubroshorea leprosula, 849 nucleotides long. NCBI's taxonomy places the organism in Eukaryota, Viridiplantae, Streptophyta, Magnoliopsida, Malvales, Dipterocarpaceae. The record is from the annotation of a GenBank genome assembly.